AUGGACACUCCCAAGAUCUCCAUCGAGAAGGUUCAGGGCGAGAACGCGCCUGCUACUACAGGCGAGGACAAGAUCAACACUCAGCAGCUCAACGCGAUGCCUGCUGGAGACUCAUUCCUCAAGCUCGUCCCCGAGGUUGCUGGAGGCAACAUGAGCACCAGUGCCAACCCAACCGACCCUGUCCUUGAGCUUCGCAUCCAGCGCGCCGGUGCCAGCUGCGACGAGCUGGACGACGAGGCGCUGGAGCUCAUGGAGAUCCUGCGGGACUACAUCUUCAAGACCAGCGAGGUGACCGGCAUCCUCGCCGGCCACCCCGAGAUCAUCGCACCCUUCCAGUACGACCUCAGCAUGUUGGACGCGACCUCGAGUUUCCUCGCCAGCAUGCUGGGCCCCAGCACCUACGGCAGCGUCCGCCCGACCGAGGACCAGGCCCGGCGCCGCACCGAGAUCCGCAACCGCUGCUACAGGACGAUCAAGCAGAUGCGCCGCAUCCCUGGCGAGCAGCAGGAGGUCGAUUACGCUGGCCAGGGAGGUUAUGAGUCCAUCCAGGUGGCGCAGGGCCCGCAAGCCAGGCCGUGUCCGAGCAUUGAGACUCGCAGCGUCGAUUCCUUGGCCCACAGCUUCUCACGUAUUCUGAAGUUCCAGCUUGAUGGCACCGACCAGGAGGACACUGGUACCCAGGAGGAGCAGGAUCAGCAGGAUCAGCGGGAGGCUGGUGGCUCCGAGCAGGGAGGUUCUCGCUCCAGCCAGAGCAACCUCUUCGACGAGGUUGACUAA
Molecule: messenger RNA, 777 nt
Organism: Diaporthe citri
Lineage: Eukaryota; Fungi; Ascomycota; Sordariomycetes; Diaporthales; Diaporthaceae
Exons: 2
Coding region: 1-777 (258 amino acids)
Source: RefSeq, a predicted model, not a curated record